Molecule: messenger RNA, 3897 nt
Organism: Paralichthys olivaceus (Japanese flounder)
Lineage: Eukaryota; Metazoa; Chordata; Actinopteri; Pleuronectiformes; Paralichthyidae
Source: RefSeq, a predicted model, not a curated record
GAAUGUUGGAGUGUUUUUAGAAAAGUUUGGAGACUCAGUCGGACACUUUAGUUGACCAGGACUCGAACAGCGGAGAAAACAUGACGGUGUGUUACCUGUUGCUGAUGUAACUGUAGAGUUGUCAGUCUUCUCUGACUGACUGAAGCCAACCAGACACGCAGGUUGGCAGAUAUGGAGAGUGGUGCUCUGGAAAUGGACACCAGUGCUGCUGCAGAUCCCAGAGUGCCGUCAGACUGCAGUAUAGCCAGUCUGCGGCGUCGGGCCUGGGCCCAGAGCAGAGAUUCCAUCUGGCCCGAAUCACAACAAGAGCACUGUGAGCCCCAGGGCCCCCAAGAGAGCCAGAGAGGCAGGGAUGAGCAGGAACCCUCAAAGGAACCAGGACGAGUUCCUAACAAGAUCACCAGCUGGCUGAUUGAAUGCAGGACUCCUCUUGGAGCGUCUCUAGAUGAUCAGACGGCUUCACCGAACAGAGGAGCGCUGAGGAACGGCUGCAGCUUUGAAGAUGACCUUUCACUGGGAGCUGAAGCCAACCAUCUCCAGUCCAGUAACAACAAUAAAACAGAUUCCUGUUUUGGUCUUGCGGCUGAACAGAAGAGGAGUCAGUAUAAAGAGAAGGGAAGAAGUAUGAACUCUACAGGAUCUGGGAAGAGCAGCACCGUGUCCAGAGUUUCAGAGGUGUUGGAGCAGACAGACGAGCACCCAGAGGAGAUCCUACUUAACCUGCGUGUGUCGGAGCUGCUGGACCUGUACGAGGAGGAUCCUGAAGAAGUCCUGUUGAAUCUCGGUUUUGGUCGUGAAGAACCCGACCUUUCCUCGAAGGUUCCCUCCAGGUUCUUCAAUAGCUCCUCGUCAGCGCGAGGCAUCGACAUCAAGGUCUACUUAGGAGCCCAGAUGCAGCGCAUGGAGCUGGAGAACCCCAACUACGCUUUGACUAGUCGUUUCCGUCAGAUCGAGGUCUUAACCACCGUAGCUAACGAGUUCUUCCAGCUCUACAGUCAGGUCUCCGGUCAACCUGUCCAACGCAUCAACUCCAGGGACCAAGGAGGAGGAGGAGAUGGAGGAGCAGGUGAAGAGCCGACUCCUCCUUUGAAGAGGAGCAACUCGGCUCUGAACGUCGCCAAACUCCUCAAGAAGACCAUCAGCAAACAUAACCUGCUCGCGGCCGCCUCGGAGUCGCCUGAAGCACAAACACCUAAACAACACACGCGGCUGAACGGACACAACCCGUCCAAUCACACGCACACCAACGGUCACGCACAAGCUGGUCCGGAGCAGGACUGUCCCAGGACCAGUCCUGACCAACAGGUGGAGACAGUCAGUCAGAAACAACAAGAAAGUCCACAGAAACAGCCGUCUUCCCGCAAGAAGGACAGCUGUCCCCUGGCGACUGUUACCGAGGAAACCAACGGGGAUGCCGAGACAGAUUCGCUGACGGACAACAGUCCUGAAAAGAGCGGCGCUGGAUCACCAGCCAAUGGAGACCAUCAACCAGAGUCGGCGGUUCUUCAGUCAGCCAAUCAGAGAAUAGAGGAGGGCCCUCAGGUGGUCAAAGAGGAGAAGAGCCUGACCUCAACCCCGGUGAAAACUCCUCACAGCCUGGUCCCACCUCAGCUGGCUCAGCUUCGCACUGAAAACGCAGACUCCUUCGAUAUGGAAGAGAUCCAGAGUAACGAGGAUGAGGGUCCUCCAUCCAGAACCUCCAGAUCCACGAAUCUGUUGAGGACAGUCAGUCAGCAGUCGGACAGCAGUGGUUUUGCUGAGGAGCCCUCCGCCGACUCCAACAGCUACCUCAAGGUGCAGGAAAGUAGUGACAGCUGUGACAGCGAGACCACGGUGACAUCGCACCCGUCCCAAGAUGUGGCCACGCCCCUCGCACUAGACCACCCUGCGUUCGAUUUGCCGGAAGCCAGAGAGGAGGAGUCAGCUCCCGGUGAUGCUGGGGAGGCUGAUGGGAGGAGUAGCUCCAGGGAAGAAGACGGGCAUGAUGGUAUUUCAGAGGAGGUUCCACAGUAUACAGCUCACUAUUUCACUAGGGACACAGCGGGAACGCAGCCGGUUGAGACCCAAGGGGAGGAGGAGGAGAAGGAGGAGGAGGAGGAGGAGGAGCAGGAGGAGGAGCAGGAGGAGAAGGAGAAGGAGUUAGCACUACCUGAGGGAGGGGACGGAACUAAUCUAGAGGCGGAACCAAAACUGAAACUGGAACCAGAGGCUCCCCAUAGCUUGUCUACUGCAGAACAAGAACCACAACUCAUGCAGAAUCAGCCCGAGACAGCCACAGACACAGAGCCACCGACAGAGGAAGUAGAAACUGUGGACGUGGCCCUUUCUGAUGCAUAUCUUCCUCCUACUCCAUUCUCUCCGGUUGUAAAUGCUCUGAUCCGAGCCAAACACAACCACCUGAGAGGAGCUGGGCCGCACGUGGACCCCAUGCCGAGUGAGCCGCCGCUAACCCCAGGGAGAGGUAGAGGAAGGCGUGGCUUGCAGAGGUCCCCCAUGCAGAGGUCCUCCUCUCUGCCCUCCUCGCUCCUCUCCCCCUCCAGGGUUGUGUCCUCUGUCCGGAUCCAGUUUGGGCAAGGCCAGGCGUCCUGCACCCAGCCCAGGUACUCCUUCAAAUACACCCCGGAGGAGGGAGAGGACAAAGAAUGGGAUGAGGAGGAGGUGGACGGACAAACUAACUGUUUAUCUACUCUGAUAAUAAACCCUCCAUCGAACCAGCCACCAAGGCUUCCCACAGAUGCUCCCAUCCCACCGAAACCCAUCCCAAACUACCUGAUGAGGUCGCCCUGCUCCCUGAGGAGCUCCAGCCCUCCUCCUGAUUGGUCACCAGGAGGCCACACCCACUCCUGGAGCUCCCAGAGCAUCCCUGACCUCUCCUCUAACCAGCAGCUGCCAGGUCACUUCCAACAAAACCAGCAAAGUUGGAAUCCAGGACAGAUGAUGUCGGGUUAUCCUAAUCCCACAGCCCAAUUCACAAACCCUAGUCCAAAUCCUAGUCCAUGUCUUAAUCACAACCCAUUGCCCUUCACUAUGAACUCUCCUCCAGAGUACCCCUCCCCUCUCUAUCCAUACGCCAGUCUUCCCAACCUCCAUUACCACCACAAUCAACCCUUGAACCCCCAUUCCAGUCUGACCGGUCUCCACCAGCCUACAACUCCCACAAUCCCCCCUUUUGGCAGCAUCUCCAAUUUGCAUCAGCCGUCUACUUCCAUAGAUCCUCAUUACGUCAGUAUGGGUAACCUGCAUCCCAGAACUCCCUUCAUGCACCACCAGGGCUGCAACCAUCCAUACGGCCAUCAGUCACCUUAUCAUGCCGCUCCUCACGGCUCACAGUUUUCCUCGCCUUACCCAGGUUACCAUGGCUACAGCACAAACCCACACAUGGAAUUCUCUCACCCCGUCCCUCAGUGUCGUCCAGAGCACGGCCUCAACCCGGGUUUUGCUCCUCCUGCUCGAGGCUUCCUCCCAGACCUGGCCUCCCCCUUCGGCCAGGGCCACAGCGUCUACACAGGGCUCCAUCCUCCAGGUCCUGGACACAGCCAGGGUCCAUCCAGCACCGAGAUGCAGCUGAGGAGAGUUCUGCAUGAUAUCAGAGGGACAGUUCAGAAUCUGAGCCAGAACCGAGCCAACACUCCAGACACGUUCAGUGAUCACACCACAGCUCUACCCAGCCACCAGUCGUUGACAGAGUUUCAGCAGAAGAGGCGGAGUCUGAACUUGUUCCGCAGUCAGAUGAUGGAUCUGGAGCUGUCAAUCAUGCGACAGCAAGCUAUGGUCUACAAACACCUGAGCCCCUCUGACAGGUUGGAGGUAGAGCAGCUUCAGUCUCUGAGAUCAGCAGUCAGAGAGGAACUGCAGGAGUUGGAACAACAGCUGGAAGACAGACUGGCACAACAAAGG